CACACUUAUCAUCACCACCACAAAUGGCUGACCGGAACACAACAUCCGGCCAACUAAUCCACCGGCCACCACCACAUAGACCCGCCAUGCAUAACACUGCAAACACCCCAUUUUUGCAAAGACUCCGUCACCGCUCACUCCACUCAACACAACUUAUGGGCAUCAUGGCUCUUCUUAUUUCGGGCUCUAUUUUGUUAUUACUCACUGGGGUCACAAUCACCGUUACAGCCCUCACUUUUGUAUUUUUCUCUCCGUUAAUUAUCUUAACUAGUCCCAUAUGGGUUCCUUUUGGAGCUCUUAUGUUUGUUGUUAUUGCUGGGGUUUUAUCGGUCUUUGGGACCGGUUUAGCCACGGCUGCAACUGUGUAUUGGUUGUACAAGUAUUUUAAAGGUUUGCACCCGGUUGGUUCAGACCGGGUGGAUUAUGCCAGAAGCAGGCUCGCAGACACCGCGAGCCAUGUUAAAGAUUAUGCUAGGGAGUAUGGUGGCUAUUUUCAAAGUAAGGUUAAAGAUGUGGCUCCUGGUGCUUGA
This is a messenger RNA of Erigeron canadensis, 530 nucleotides long. Its product is annotated as oleosin G. Gene Ontology annotation, biological process: lipid storage. NCBI's taxonomy places the organism in Eukaryota, Viridiplantae, Streptophyta, Magnoliopsida, Asterales, Asteraceae. The record is from RefSeq and is a predicted model, not a curated record. Gene Ontology annotation, cellular component: monolayer-surrounded lipid storage body; membrane. The coding region runs from base 24 to 530 and encodes 168 amino acids. The transcript has a single exon.